GGCUAUGUGCGAGACACCUUCAUCUCGUCAAGGUGGCUCAACGGACGCAAAGAGAUGAUGCCCUUCAAAUUCCGUGAAUCUAAAAUGCCAUGCGCCCUGAUACUUCUGCUGUGCUGGAGCUAUGUUUUGAAAGGCAAGUAUGACACGCUAUUCUGCACACGUUGACAAUGUGUCGAGAAUAAAUGUAGGAAAGGUACAUUUAUGUAGGAUAACUAAUGAUGGUAGUAAGAGGUUUAGCCUAUGUCUCAUCAUCACUAUGCAUACAUUCAUUUAUUUCAAGAAAUAAGCCUUUAACCACAGUAUUCUAGUAAAUUAUAAAUGUUUCAUAAACUUGUGUGAGAAUAAACGAUCUGUCAAAUUGUACAUGUAAUGUAUACUGGCUAUAAUGUAGGCUAGUUCAUUUUAUAAUCAAGCAAUUGAAAGAUAAUUCACAUCUUAGGUUAGACAACAUUACAGGCCUAUAAAAGUUUCAAAAUAUUUUUAUAAGUGGACAGAGUAAGCUUUUUUUCUCUGUUUGGCAUCCAUGCUUGGUAUGUUCAUGUUCAGAAAAACAAAGUUAUGAAAAUGCACCAAACAUGCUAACAGGAAUUAGUUGAAAUGUAUGUUAUAUUCUUGUUAUUCCUAUUUCUGUUUUUAGCUACACACACAGACAUUAUCAUCCAGACGCCUGGGAGGGUGAUGGUGAAGGCUGGUGAUACAGUGAUCUUGAAAUGCAAUUUGAUUGAGCUUAUCACCUACUGCCACUCUGUGACUUGGAUGAAAGUAGACCCCAGGACUGGAACACUGAGUACAAACCUAAAGACUGAUAACAACUCUAAGAAGGGAGAAGUGAAACAUGACAAACUAUGUUCUGCUACAAUCACCAAAGCAACAGUGAGCGACUCGGGCAUGUACUAUUGUUCAGCUGCUCAAUCCGAAAUGGUGCACACGGGCAAUGGUUCUAGAGUUAUUGUGAGAGGUAAAUUAAAUGUGUGGUAUUUUCAUUCACAAAGUUGACUGAUAAAAAAAUACACAGAUGUGCUAAAAAAUAAUAAUACACAUACAAAAAUUCAUCUUGUGCUUGAAAAAUCUAAAUAGCCAAUUGUAAAUAUAGCAUAGAAUUUCUGUAACCCUUUGAACAUAUUGAAUGAGGUUGCCUGUAUGGUCUAAAAUGAAGAAUAGUGCAUUCAGAGUAUAGGCUAUGUUGAACAGCCUGUAGAUCAUUUCAACAAGUCAUUUAAUUGUUUCAAUUCUGACAAUCUUGUCCCCAGAGAGCGAGAGAACACAGAACAUCACUGAAUCCCCAACCAUCAAACUCCUCUCUCCAAUGGACGGUGACGGGUCUGUUGUGUUGACGACUUUAUACUACACAGCAGAGUCCUUCAUCCCUCUGCUGUGUUUGGUGUUGAAAGUGGUCCCGUCUCAGGUCCAUGUGUUCUGGCUCAUAGACGGGAGACAGGACAGUGGACUUACUGCGUCCACUUGGACAGACAACAGUGAUUCAGCCACAGAGUUCACUAUGAACCAGAUUCUGGUCCAGGCAGAGGAGUGGGACAGAGGUGUGCAGUGUACAUGUGUGGUGGAGUUUGAGGGAAAUUAUAUCAACAAAACCCUGAUAAAGAACAAUGGUAAUUGCAUCAGUGUAUCUCAAAUACUCACUUUCUAUGUUAAUUUCAACAGUCUCCUCUGCAAAAAGCCCCAUCAGCCAAUGUCAAGGCUACCUAAAUCAGAUGCAUUUUGAAUCAAAAGUAGUCCAUUAAGAUUUCUUACCAAGAUAUGACGCAGUCUGAGGAUGGUUAGGAUGAGCAUAUUAUACUACAGGAAAGGCUCAAUUAUAGUUUCACAUAAGGGCAAUACACAUACACUGUAAAACAUAUAUAUUUUUAUAUUACAUCGUAAUGUGUGGGAGUGUGUACCCACCAUAAUCAUUUAUAUUUCAAUAAUAGCCGUUAUCACUUAUACUUCAUUAUAUAUUUUUCCAAUGUGACAGAGUUUGUGAUGAUUUUCCUUUUCCGAUUAAAAUGUUGUUCUCUUAUCAACUUCUCAUUUACCAUGUACAUUGUGUAUUUCUUCUUUCUUACAUGUAUUUAUGACCCAAACCAUAGAUUCUAAUGGCAUGUGCACAAUCCUGCUGUAUUGGGCAUCUGCAGCUGCUCUCCUCACCAUUAUAGUGGCUGUCACUGUCGCUGUGUGUCUGCACCGUGGUAAGUUAAAACUAAUCAAUAAUUGGCCAGUACUGUGUGAAACAAAGACUAAAUUACCUGUGGAUGACAAUGUACUGUAUAGCAUUGUCCUCAGCAGAGGCAUUAUAACCAUUGAAACCGAGGAGGUACAUGCCCCAUCAAUUUAAUCAAUUUGUAGGAUACAAAUGUACAAGAUAUAGCUUAUUUUAUAACUUAUCAGUGCCCCCUCAAAAACAUUAGGGAUAUGACGUGAUGGCUAUGGUCAUGGCUAGGUGUGUAAGUAGGCCAGUUCAGUCGUAAAACUAAGAUAUAGGUAAAGGGUCUGUUUUUACAACCUAUAUGAGGGGGUGAAGAUUCUAUUCCAUUAUGUCAUUUUCUGAGCAAAUGGAAUGCAGUUUUGAUUUGACUACAGCUGAACUGCAGCUGUAAUACACCUACCCCCUCCUGACUGCCAAUUAUUUCAACAUUGAUAAAGAAGAACUGAGUCUUAAAAUCAGAGAAACUGAGUCAAAGUCACAAAUGACAUAGUUACUGUAUCUUAAUUCACUCUACAACAAUGUCAGAAAUAGGAAUGUUGGAAAUAUGCAAUUGUAAUAAUUAUUGCUUAGUUGUACAGUUUACUCCCUCUGCUUUUGAGAUUAGAUCAUAGAGUGAAUAUGAACAAAUGGCCAUAGACAAAGAACAUUAUCAUUGAAUCAUAAUGUAUCCUUCAACCUGGAUUUUAAAUGUGGUAUUUCUAUUGCUUUUUCCUGUAGGACAUCCUGUGGUUACUGAUGUGGAUACAAGGUUUGUGUCUGACCGUUAAUCUAACAUUUAAUUUGAGAAGUCAGUGAUCGCUGGAGUGCUAAUGUGAAAUACUCUGUUUCAAUUUCAGACAAAGAGUCACAGGCACUGAGAGCAGGCAGCAUCAAUCUGGUAAAAUGUUAUAAUUUUUCUAAUUUAGGAUUACAACAGCCGACUAUUUUAGAUGGAUUUUCAAAUCAAAUCACAUUUUAUUUGCCACCAGCGCCGAAUACAACAGGUGUAUACCUUACAGUGAAAUGCUUACUUACAAGCCCUUAACCAACAAUGCAGUUUUAAGAAAAAUAAGUGUUAAGUAAAAAAUAGAUAAGUAAAUAAUUAUUAAAGAGCAGCAGUAAAAUAUAAUAACAGUAGGGAGGGUAUACAGUGAGGGAAAAAAGUAUUUGAUCCCCUGCUGAUUUUGUACGUUUGCCCACUGACAUGAUGAAAUGAUCAGUCUAUAAUUUUUAUGGUAGGUUUAUUUGAACAGUGAGAGACAGAAUAACAACAACAAAGUUCUGAAAAACGCAUGUCAAAAAUGUUAUAAAUUGAUUUGCAUUUUAAUGAGGGAAAUAAGUAUUUGAUCCCUCUGCAAAACAUGACUUACUACUUGGUGGCAAAACCCUUGUUGGCAAUCACAGAGGUCAGACGUUUCUUGUAGUUGGCCACCAGGUUUGCACACAUCUCAGGAGGGAUUUUGUCCCACUCCUCUUUGCAGAUCUUCUCCAAGUCAUUAAGGUUUCGAGGCCUGACGUUUGGCAACUCAAACCUUCAGCGCCCUCCACAGAUUUUCUAUAGGAUUAAGGUCUGGAGACUGGCUAGGCCACUCCAGGACCUUAAUGUGCUUCUUCUUGAGCCACUCCUUUGUUGCCUUGGCUGUGUGUUUUGGGUCAUUGUCAUGCUGGAAUACCCAUCCACGACCCAUUUUCAAUGCCCUGGCUGAGGUAAGGAGGUUCCCACCCAAUAUUUGACGAUACAUGGCCCCGUCCAUCAUCCCUUUGAUGCGGUGAAGUUGUGCUGUCCCCUUAGCAGAAAAACACCUCCAUGUUUGACGGUGGGGAUGGUGUUCUUGGGGUCAUAGGCAGCAUUCCUCCUCCUCCAAACACGGCGAGUUGAGUUGAUGCCAAAGAGCUCGAUUUUGGUCUCAUCUGACCACAACACUUUCACCCAGUUCUCCUCUGAAUCAUUCAGAUGUUCAUUGGCAAACUUCAGACGGGCAUGUAUAUGUGCUUUCUUGAGCAGGGGGAUCUUGCGGGCGCUGCAGGAUUUCAGUCCUUCACGGCAUAGUGUAUACCAAUUGUUUGCCUUGAGAUCAUUGACAAGAUCCUCCCGUGUAGUUCUGGGCUGAUUCCUCACCGUUCUCAUUAUCAUUGCAAGAUCUCACGAGGUGAGAUCUUGCAUGGAGCCCCAGGCCGAGGGAGAUUGACAGUUCUUUUGUGUUUAUUCCAUUUGCGAAUAAUCACACCAACUGUUGUCACCUUCUCACCAAGCUGCUUGGCGAUGGUCUUGUAGCCCAUUCCAGCCUUGUGUAGGUCUACAAUCUUGUCCCUGAUAUCCUUGGAGCGCUCUUUGGUCUUGGUGGAGAGUUUGGAAUCUGAUUGAUUGAUUGCUUCUGUGGACAGGUGUCUUUUAUACAGGUAACAAACUGAGAUUAGGAGCACUCCCUUUAAGAGUGUGCUCCUAAUCUCAGCUCGUUACCUGUAUAAAAGACACCUGGGAGCCAGAAAUCUUUCUGAUUGAGAGGGGGACAAAUACUUAUUUCCCUCAUUAAAAUGCAAAUCAAUUUAUAACAUUUUUGACAUGCGUUUUUCUGGAUUUUUGUUGUUGUUAUUCUGUCUCUCACUGUUCAAAUAAACCUACCAUUAAAAUUAUAGACUGAUCAUUUCAUUGUCAGUGGGCAAACGUAUAAAAUCAGCAGGGGAUCAAAUACUUUUUUUCCUCACUGUAUACAGGGGGUACCGGUACAGAGUCAAUGUGUGGGGGCACAGAUUAGUCAAGGUAAUUGAGGUAAUAUGUACAUGUAGGUAGAGUUAAAGUGACUAUGCAUAGAUAAUAAACAGAGAGUAGCAGCAGCGUAAAAGAGGGGUUAGGGUGGGGUGGGGGGGACAAUGCAAAUAGUCCGGGUAGACAUGAUUAGCUGUUCAGGAGUCUUAUGGCUUGGGGGUAGAAGCUGUUAAGAAGCCUUUUGGACCUAGACUUGGCGCUCUGGUACCGCUUGCCGUGCGGUAGCAGAGAGAACAGUCUAUGACUAGGGUGGCUGGAGUCUUUGACAAUUUUUAGGGCCUUCCUCUGACACCGCCUGGUAUAGAGGUCCUGGAUGGCAUUUUUUAGGGGACUCUGUUUUACAUUUCUGUGUGAGAGAUGAGAUCAAAAUAUUUCAUAGAGAAAUAAAUGGGGUGCCAUUGUAGCACUUUGAGACACCAUUAGUUCUCACAGCAUCUCUUGAUGGAGUAUGCAGGGUUGGUUGAUUGAAGGAUUCCAAAACUUUUUGAAGUACAGUAGUUUGUCGGGGGAUGUCAUGGCUGCAUUGGUGUUUGUCAUGAUCUGACUUGUAACAUUUGCAGGGAAACGUGGAGAAGCAAGAAAGGCAGUUAGAUCAUCCGUCUCGGUAAGUAGCUAUUGUAUUUGGGUUAGAAUUUUUGGUGGAAGUGCCAAUAUUUUUUAAAUGUUGCAUACUUUUAUAAUCCAUUGCCAUGCUAUCAGAUUUUCUCAGGUAGAACUUUUAAAUCACCAUUUCAGCUCUGAAAUGUCUCAUACUGGUGUAUUACUUGAUAAGUAUAGUGUAAUUACAGUACUUAUAGGCGAUAUACCUGUUUGUGGUUUGUGUAAAUACAGAUUGGCAUUUUUAUAUUUAUUAUAUUUGUAAACAAACUCAAAUGAAUUGAGGCUAAACCUACUCUCACCCCUAGAAUGAUUGUUUUAGAUUAUUACUCAGUUAUCUCCAUUGUGAAUGUAUUGAUUGAGAUUGACUGACUCUAAUUUCUAUGGUGUGAAUAGUCACAUAUGAGACCCUUGUUUACAGUUGCAGUAUUGCUGCCCCAAUUCAGUCCACAUAAAGUAUUAAAGCAUUUUUGUAUACUUGAAUAUAAAGCAAAAGCUAUACCGAUUUCUGAACUGUUGAGAAACAAGCCUCCUAUAUUGAACUCCCUGUUUUUGAUCGUUACACAGGUCCAGUAUGCGACUUUGGACCAUAUCAAUUUUGGGAGAUGCCCAAAUACAAUUAUCCAAUAAGAUUUGGAAGAAGAAAUUGCAUAAGAGUUUUCAGAUUAUUAUGUAUGUAUUUGUGUAUAAAGCAAGAGCCAGUGUCCGCAAUUGCAAAGUGCCCAGAGCCAAUAGCAAACACAGAGCUCUUUCUUUUAUAUUG
This is a messenger RNA of Coregonus sp. 'balchen', 6306 nucleotides long. The record is from the annotation of a GenBank genome assembly. Lineage: Eukaryota; Metazoa; Chordata; Actinopteri; Salmoniformes; Salmonidae.